AGGACUUCUGCGCAAGCGCAAUAGCCGCACACGUUGUUUUGGAUGUGGGUUUUGCAGAAAUAGCUAGUAGAUAGUCGUGUUUGAAUUGCUUCACCUCGGUAUUUACGUUGUUUAUCGUCUUGGUGUUUCACAUGUAGGUCUCUGCUUGGACUGUCAGUGGCUUGCUCAAACAAGGUGACAGAAAAAGCUGAAGUUUAAAGAAAGCUAACUAGCCUGCUAGCUUAGCCCUCUGUAGCUACAGCAUGGCAGCUGUACUGGGGGUGAUUGCUGGAAGCUACGAGCAGAUCGCCUUUGGUUACCGAGUGAAAACUGAUGAGAAAGAGUGGACAGUCAAGGCAGACUUCACACAUCACGCACACACAGCCUCCAUAUCAGCUGCAGCGGCCAGCGAGAGGUUUGUUGUCACAGGAAGCAAAGAUGAGACCAUACAGCUGUACGACAUGAAGAAGAGGGUCGAACACGGAGCUCUGCUGCAUCAUGACGGCACCAUCACCUGCCUGGAGUUUUACGGGACGUCUCAUUUACUGAGCGGAGGAGAGGAUGGACUCAUAUGUGUGUGGAGCACCAAGAAGUGGGAGUGUCUGAAAUCCAUCAAAGCUCACCACGGUCAUGUCGCAUCGCUCUCCGUCCAUCCGUCUGGGAAACUUGCACUUUCAGUUGGGACAGAUAAGACGCUCAGAACAUGGAAUCUAAUUAGCGGAAGAUCGGCCUUCAUCAAAAACAUAAAACAGAAUGCACAUAUUGUCAGAUGGUCUCCCGAUGGGGAUAAAUAUAUUGUUGUGGUGAACUCCGAAGUGAACAUCUACGACCUGGAGACCGCCUCUGUGACGGGAACAAUUACAAACCCCAAGAGGAUCUCGUCUGUUAAGUUCUUAAAUAACAUGAUCCUGGCUGUCGCAGGAGACGAUGAACUCGUGAGGUUAUGUGACCUGCGAACAGAGAAAUGUGUGUGUGAGUUUAAGGCUCAUGAAACCAGAGUGAAAGCGGUUGAUAGUUUCAUGAUGGAGGAUUACUGCGUGCUGGUGACGGCUUCAAACGACGGAUUCAUCAAAAUGUGGAAACUCCAUCUGAAAGAGGAGCUGGAGUCUCCCACUCUCCUCGGGGAAGUGAACACAACAGCCCGACUGACGUGCCUCGCCGUGUGGAAACCUUCAUCUGUGCAGCAGCCGGCUGAGGAGCCGGCCGCCGUGGCAACAACAUCUGAAGAUCUGGCGAAGGUGCUUUCAAAGACGAAGAGAGUCCGAAUUGCAGCAGAAGAAGUCAUAUUAGAAGACGAGAGCAAACCCAAAAAGAAGAAAAAAGGCGGUAGAAAAUGAAAUGGAAAAUAAUAAAUCUGUUUUACUAUCAUGGACUGUUUUAUAUUGGGACUUAUUUGGUCACAUGCAUCUGCUUGUAGUUGUUGCCACUGCUUUUCUGAACAGACUUUGUGACUAUAUUUUGCACUCGACACUGAAAAGAAAGAAAUGACAAUGGAAAAUGAGAUGUGCAACAAUAAAAAUGUUUUAUAAUC
Molecule: messenger RNA, 1510 nt
Organism: Cottoperca gobio
Lineage: Eukaryota; Metazoa; Chordata; Actinopteri; Perciformes; Bovichtidae
Gene: pak1ip1
Product: PAK1 interacting protein 1
Exons: 10
Coding region: 243-1316 (357 amino acids)
Molecular function (GO): protein binding
Source: RefSeq, a predicted model, not a curated record